AGACUUUUGGCUCACACCUAGUGGCCUCAAGGGGCCACUUUUCAUUUCCCUGUCGCAAUGACUGCCUUGGAGCUCUUUGCUGGCGUCGAGACCGUGGCCAUGUUUUCAACUCUGGGCCGACGAGACCGACAUCGACGACGAGAAGAGCGGCGGCGACGACGAGCUUGAAAUCCAAGGCAAAAUGAAGAGACAUAAGGCACAGCAAGCCCGUUUGCAUAGGUUGGCCAGCUUGUUGCAGAGGAUGCAACCGCUGAACCGGCGCCAAGCGAUCAUGGACAUGCCAGCAAGCAGCCGCGCUGCGCUCUUGGAGUUCAUGACGCUUUGUCAGGUACCUGGGCAGGCCAAGCCGAAGCCGGCCCUCAAGGUGACCAAGGUCACACGCAGCUCACGCCGAUGCUCGGGCCUGCGCUGUGCGCGCUCCCAGGCACCGCAUGGGUGUGUUCGGACCGUGCGGCCGGGCGCUCUCCAAGCCACAAUCUGCUUCUGGAGGAUUCUGGUCAGAUCGGCAACCACCCGAUGCCCGCACAAGGCUGGCAAGUUCCGUGCUGCCCUGGCACGGAUGUGUCAGCUGGCCAUGCGGCCCGGCGCCGACUCCUUGGAGGAGCGGAUCGGCCAGGCCAAGGACGUGGCGCUGGUCGAGGCCGGCCUCACGGAGGCCGAGCUCAGGCCCUCAUAUGCCACCAUCGUGAGUUCAGGCUCCGUGGCGGGCGCCUUUGAGUCCCCGACCACCGCCUCGCUCAGCCAGGCCCUGGCCUGGCGGCGGCGCCUCAGUGCGGCUCGCUUCCGCGGUUGGCCUGAGCUGCGCAACGCGUGGGUGCAGGUGUUGCGGGAGACCCGAGUCGGCUUCAGUCGCCCCCUCUCCGCGUGCAAAGCUGCGGAGCGCGUGGACGCAGCCUGGAGGAAGCAGGCAGAGCGCCGGCAGCGCCUGGAAGCGCGCAAGGUGCCGCGCGAGGCGAAGCUCAAGAAGCUGGUGGGCCAGACGGUGCUGAGUUUGGGCCUCCCGUGAGCCCCGGUCCUCACCCGACUCGGCUUGGCCCUUGGCCCCGGAAUGACAUAUAUAGCGGCAGUGGUGAUGGGAGAAAAGCCGCCAGCCCA
Messenger RNA from Effrenium voratum, 1095 nucleotides. The record is from the annotation of a GenBank genome assembly. NCBI's taxonomy places the organism in Eukaryota, Dinophyceae, Suessiales, Symbiodiniaceae.